This is a messenger RNA of Salmo salar (Atlantic salmon), 4534 nucleotides long. Its product is annotated as LHFPL tetraspan subfamily member 7 protein-like. The record is from RefSeq and is a predicted model, not a curated record. NCBI's taxonomy places the organism in Eukaryota, Metazoa, Chordata, Actinopteri, Salmoniformes, Salmonidae. Gene Ontology annotation, cellular component: membrane.
AAAUGUGCAAUCUUUAUGGUUUAGUAUCACUUUGCUCUAAACAUGUAUUUACCUACCGUAAGUAACAAGAGGACACAAGGUUUACAACCUUUCUCUUGAUGCGGAUACGCCCACUUGAGUAUUCCCUGUGCGCAAUGACGCGCGCGCCAAUGUGGACACUUUUGUUGUGUUGCCCACUGGUUACCAUGCGUAACCAAAACCACAGCUUCUGCUGAACAAAGCGCGGCGACUCAAAUACCCGGACUUAUAGUCAGCAACUGCAACACUAACCAUAUGUUUUAUUUUACAUCUCGUGAGUAAAAUUCGAUUAAGAUAAUUUGAUAGUUCAAUGUUUCCAGGCGGCGACCAUCUACGGAAUGACAGUUGCGCAUCUCUGUUUCGGGUGUGACAAACAGCUUUUGUGUCCUGCCGUGACUCAUAUUUCUAGAUUCUCAAGUAUAGUCGCGGAUAGCCUAUUUAAAGGAGACAUUACUUCUUGUUGAGGUAGCAGCUUGUUUACCUAGAAGUGCUCAUGUUUGACUCUUAUGAAAUCACGAGCCGAUGUUUGGGUCACUGGAAUAUCCCUUUAAAUCAUUACGGAUAACAAAUUGUUAACUAGUUCUGUUGCUGCAGGAGGCUGCUGGUGUAACAUUUGUUGGGGAGAGCUUCAGUUGAUCUCUUCUGGGUGUGUGAGCUCCAAAUGCAUUCAUUGCUGGAUCGGAAGAAGAAAGAAGUAGGGGUUGGGAUCGAUCUGUCUCUGAGCUACUCGUUGCCCCAAGCUGCUAGGAUGUUCAGCUGUGUGGGCUGCUUUUGGGUCUUCCUGUCCUACGCUCUGGUCGCUAUCUGUAGUUUCAGUUUUAUAUCAUCUGCAUGGAUUGUCAAGGACCAUCUGAAAAAUAAGGACUCUGUGAGCUUCGGCUUACUUUGGCACUGCUCCGAGUCCCUGGACCAUAUGUACAGAUGCUACACCUUCGGAGGACUCGGGAAAUUCGCUGAGAUUCCAUCCAGCUCGUGGCAGACGAGUGCAGUGCUCUGUUCUGGAGGAUGUGCUGUCCUGGCAGUCAGCUCCCUGUUGGCCAUCAUCACCAUCUUCUUGCCCAGCGGAGGCUGUGAGAGGAGGAUCUGUACACUGGCUGGAUACAUGCAGAUGACUGCGGUAUUCAUCAUGGGGUCUGGGCUGCUGGUCUAUCCCUUUGGGCUGAACUCCACCCUGGUGAGGUCCUUCUGUGGGGACUCAGACAUCUACUAUGCCGGGGACUGCCAGAUCGGCUGGGGAUACAUGCUGGCCAUCGUCGCCGUCAUGCUCACACUCUUCCUACCCUUCUUCGCCAAAUACGCACCCAAGGAGCAUCUGUCCCCAACCCCCCUGCCCACUCUCUUAUAGGACAACAACUGACCCCACCCUCCCCAACCUCAUCCAGUCAGUCUGCUACAGUACUUCCUACUUCCCUGUAUGAUGGAGUGGGAGAAACCCCUGCAUCCACUUCUUCAGUAGGAUGCCAUUUUAAAAAGCCCUGCCUCUAAUAUACAACUAGGCUAUACCCAACUGUGAACAACAUUUAUGUACUAACUUCCUUCAUACAAAAGCUAUUUCUUUGAUCUAAUAAUUUACCUAAUUGAAUGGAACUAUUUUUCUCUCCCAAUAAUGUCAAACGUUAACUCGUAUUGUUAUGACUAUUAAUUCACAUUUACUGUCAAUUUGUGACUGCAUUUCUGGUUAGACUUAUUUGAUAUUCAGUAUCUUUUCUGGAAAAAAAUACAUUUGAAAGAAACACAAGGAUUGACAACAACUCCCUCUGUUCAGAUAGACAGAAGUAUACAGCGCAUAAACCUUCCUAUCAUGUUAUACAUACAACGUUGGUUUAAUAUUACUGUAACCAGACAGAGGGUGAUGGUCAGGACUAGAACCAUAAUAUGAAUUCAUGGUGACAUUAAUAGUGGGCAAUAAGAGUGGUCAUUAAAUAUAUCAUUCCAGAAUAAUCAGGGAGUUGUUUGCAAAAGAGAAGGUGUGAAAAUAAGGAGAAUCUUAAUGAGGAGGUAAAGUAUGGCCUGAGAUUUACAGACAAUAUGAGACAUUUUUACAGUUAUCAAAAAACAUGGACACGCGUCUAUCUUCAAUGGAUCAAUGCGGAUUUGGCGAACAGUAAAGACAAUGAGAGACCCAUUUGACAUCAAGACUAAGCGAGGAUCAGAAAGGAUAUGAACACGGACUCAGGUCUCAACACAGUGAGCGCAUCAAGGAUUCUGUCCAGUGGAGUUUGAGGAGAGUGGAUUGUAUAAAGGUUUAGAUCCAGAUGCCGUUUUAUCCAGCAUUGAACAACACUGACUGAAUGGAUGUCAUAAGAUGGACAUGUAGCACAGUGAAAAAUGACCCUUGGGGACUCACCAUCUGACUUAGCCUACAUCUUCAACAUGGUUUUAAAUGGACUAUUGGACAGUAAAAAUUCUAAAGAAAGAAUUGAAUAGAUAUUUUUCAGUGAAGGAGCUGUACCAAACAAUAUAGAAGCAUCUGACCUGCCUUUAAGACAAAUUAAUAUAGAUAGAAGGUGUGCAUAGUAAUAACAUAAUACUUGUCUGAUAGUUAACUUUUGAAGACAUAUGAAAAGCAUUUGUUAUACAUUUUAUGUUGGGAUGACAUGACAUCCUUCUACCAACCUUUUCCCAGAGUUCCUAGUGUUAAUAUGGUUGUCUUGUAAACCCAAGUCAUUAUUGUUUCAGUUUUUACACCACACAAUACCAGGGUUGGGGUUAAUUCAACAAAUUCUAAUUAAAUUCCCUUUCCCUGUAAAUUCCAUUUAAUUACAUUUAAAGUCCAGGUCAUUGAUUCCAGUCGUUGAAUUUAGAGAUUUCAAUGCCUUUCAAUUCCAAUGUUAAUUAUUUAAUUCCCAAUCCAAUACUAUCCCCAACAAUUCCACAAAUUCUAAUUCAAUUCCCUCAGGCUGAUUAUGUCACAGUUCAGACCGCCCAGCCAAACUGGAAAUAGAAAUACAAGUUGAAAUUAUUUAAAACAAAUAAUGCAGUCAAUGUUUGAUAUUAUGUGCAUUCAUUCCAUUAACUGGGAAAUGUACAAAUAUUGAAUUCCAAUUGAAUUAAAUUCCAAAGAUGAAAUGUUUUUACAAUUUGAAUUCAAUUCCAAUUCAAGCAGACCAAACAGUCUAAUUCCAAUUCCAUAACUUGAAGAUUGAAUUUAAUUUGAAUUUCAACAAUGUAAAUUCUCCACUUCAUGAGUGAAUUCAAGAAUUGAAUUUGAAUUUCACAUUAAAUUGGAAUUGACCCCAACACUGCACAAUAUUAGCUAUACACUAUAAUUCAGGACUACAUUAAAUCAGGCUAAAGGCAAUUAGAUAAGACAGCAUUGUCUAGAAAUUAUUGACUAGAGUGCAGAUGAAGUUGGGGUUAGUUAAUAGUAAAACAGUUUAUCUAGAUUAGAUGAUCUGCUCUGACCAUACCAACGUGUGCCUUUAUAACAGAACCAAGACAAGUUACUUCAAUACUAUUAAUAUCAGGUUACCAUCUACUUCAGCUUAAACUGUGGAUAUUGUAGUGUAAAACAGUUGUAAUUUUGUUAUUUUCUCUGUGUGUGCUGUACUUUUCCUGUAUAUGUUUCAAGAUGUGUUUCUGAACAUUAUGAUCUUGUUGAAAACAUUCUCUAGAAGAAAAAAGCUGAUGUCUUCUAAAAGCUUGAAGGUAAUGACAGAUAGAACAAGAUGUACUUGUGUUGAAUUAUGCUGCUGACACUUUGCCAGUUUAUUCAUAAGAGGUAAAUAACUUUAAUCACUAAAUUAAAAGGUUGCAACAUAUUCCAUGUAAUUUAGAAUUAGAGUGGUUGAGCUUGAGAGCUGUACAAAUUUAACUUAGCUCAAAGUUAUCAGUGUUGAAUUGACACAUUAACCACGUAAUGUGUGAAGCAUGGCUUAAAAUAAUUACAUUCUGAGAUAAGGUAAUGGAUUAGUGUUUUUUUGCCAUCCCAUUCCUGAUUUUAUUCUAGUCAUGUUUCAAGGACAAAUUGUAUAAUUUCCUCCACUACACAGCCAAUGUAACAAAUAUUUUACAUACAUACUGUAUUCCAAGGUGUGUGUGUGUGUGUGUGUGUGUGUGUGUGUGUGUGUGUGUGUGUGUGUGUGUGUGUGUGUGUGUGUGUGUGUGUGUGUGUGUGUGUGUGUGUGUGUGUGUGUGUGUGUGUGUGUGUGUGUGUGUGUGUGUGUGUGUGUGUGCAUUAUGCUGGGGUGAACUUUGGAAAUUGCCAAAUUACUUACAAAGAGGGAAAAGUCUUGAUAAAAAAUAGUAAUUGUGUUGCCAUGUUUUGAAAAGAAGACCAGGAAAAAAAUGUUGGUAUUUGUAUUGGACCUCGUACUGUGCUUGAUAUUGGGAAAGACUGGGAUUCACUUGCUGCACAGGAUUUGUUACCCGAUAUGUUGAAACAUUGUGUGUCAAGUCUCAGCACUGGUGAAAGUGUUUUUUUUUGUAGAGAGUAGUAUUGGGUUUUCCAUUGUGAUAUUGUAUGUUGGUUGUAAAUAAACUACUAACUGUAUGUGGGUUCACUUUUCAUCCUAAA